Molecule: messenger RNA, 2062 nt
Organism: Durotheca rogersii
Lineage: Eukaryota; Fungi; Ascomycota; Sordariomycetes; Xylariales; Xylariaceae
Exons: 2
Coding region: 664-1455 (263 amino acids)
Source: RefSeq, a predicted model, not a curated record
CGCACCUACCGGCCCCCGGGCCCGGGCUCCUGGCAGGAGUCGGAGCGCAGCCCGCGGGUGGGCGAUGCGCCCGCCGACUCCGCGCCGCCCUUCACAUACUACGAGUAUCCCGAGGCUUGGGAGGACUCUGGAGAUGGUUCGUCGUCCUGGCCCGACGCCGGCAGCCGAGUCGACCCCCGCCAGAGGUCCAAUGUACAUGUGGUACCAUCCGGCGGGGACCUGGUGGCAUUCUGUCGCGCUUCGCUGUGGCUGCGUCCCUGUGCAGUCCUUCUCGUAGACAGGCCGUUAUUACACUCGCAGGAGUCCACGCCGGACCCCGCACAGGACACUGUGAGGAGGCCGUCGUCGGAAUUAGCAUCGGUGGGCAAUGUCCCCCUUAUUCACACGGGACGGAACGACAUCGGCAGCGAUCCUGGGCGUAAUAACCUAAAACCCCGCAGUGACGACGAACUACUAGGCUUUGAGGCAUUGCUCUUCGAGAGGUUGGACAAAUUACUAGGACAGCGGCAGAGCAGUGACAAGUCGCAUAAUAGCGCCAGUGCCAAAUUCACCGCGGUAACAAUAUCAUCUCUCGUGGAGGACAUCGCGAUAAGUAGAUGGAUCGAAUUCAUUGACACACUAUCGGCAGGGGUACCCCCUUUCACUCGUAGCUCUUUAGAAAGUAUGGCCACACUCUACUGGAGGAUUCAAAUGAGCCUCGAAAGAAACAUAAGCAGCUCCGAAUACGACCAUAGGUCCCCCGGCUUCACGUACCACCCUUCCCGGGCGACGUUAGAAUGGAAAACUCUCCUCGCCCGCACCGGCCGCGGAGCCGAGCUACUGAGCCGACUGAGCUCGAUGGCACCGUGGUGGCCGCUGCCGGAGGCACGAGUGACAGGCGAAGCGGAAAGUCGGGCCGUCGCAAGAGGGAUGCCACGCUCAAGUCGGCGAGAUGACGCCUCGUUGUACGACUUGGAGCGGAACAAGCAGAGCUUCGAUCGCGUCUCCUACAUGGGUGGUAUUCUACUUCCAUUUACCGUUGUGUCUGGCGUCCUCUCGAUGAGCGAUCCGUUCGGCCCCGGAGGCGACAUGUUCUUCGUCUUCUGGGCAGUAUCCAUUCCUCUGGUCUUCAUCGCCAUCUUAGUCGUCUACGCCGACUCCAUCCGAAAGACCGAGGUGUGGAUUGAGGUCGCCACAGACGCGGGUCUCAUGGAGGAGCAGUUCAACGAACCAGAACCAGGACUGCCUCCUAUGCGCGUGCCCGCCGUUGAGGUGAUAUUGGAAUCCGCGAUACCGCCAGUUAUAACCGAUGAACCGCCAUUGAGAUCCGCAGGGUCGUCAGUUAUAGUAGAGAAGAUGUUUAAAGACGGCAGGAAGAAGAGAUGGCGGAAAGAGCGGCUUGGUUGGACAGGCGCAUGCAAGGCGGCCUUGGGGAUAUACAAACUGAAGAAAGGCAGGCCACGUGGCCACACAUGACCGUUACGAGAGGGUGCGUGUGGAAUGGGACGCGUGGAUGAUAAGUAUAUUAAAUUCGAAGACGAUAGCAGUUGAAAGUCAACGAGCAUUCCUUCAGUUGCCGUGAUUUCUCAACGUCUGUCUGCUGCUCGGCAGCACUUCCCCUCUCGCUUCUCGUGAUUCAUGAUGCAGAGCCGGAAGUGAACGACAAGCUGCAUGUCCGGCAUGUCUUCGAUAAUCUUUCGGCACCAGGGGUGGGUAUGGUUGAACUGCUGAACGGCGCCGAGGACCGCCACGGGUUCGACUAGAGGUUUCACCUUAAUAUUCGCCUUGUCCGCCGAGAGGGCGAGGGCGGGAUUCGGUGCCUCGUCUGGCUGCCCCACGAGCCACAGGUUUCUGAGGUCGGCGUACGACUCCUCCACAUACUCCUCGUUUGGCUCGGUGAUGUCCUCGAGCCAGUUCGCGACCCUCCUCUGCUCGCCAGCGUCCGUAGGUUAGUCAAUUAAUGUUACGAAGUAACCUGGAAGAGUGGCCGGGAGCGUGCUCAUGAGCCGGGCGGUGAUAUCCGUCCCGCAACUCGACCCUAGAUAGGAUGAGAGGACUCGAGUCACUGACCUGAAAAUACGCC